This is a messenger RNA of Stylophora pistillata, 1625 nucleotides long. RefSeq names its product sulfotransferase 1B1. The record is from RefSeq and is a predicted model, not a curated record. Gene Ontology annotation, molecular function: sulfotransferase activity. NCBI's taxonomy places the organism in Eukaryota, Metazoa, Cnidaria, Anthozoa, Scleractinia, Pocilloporidae.
AGUGCAAAAGAGUAUUUCAAAAUCAUGGCCAGCUUUCCAGUCAUUCAAAGAAGAGAAGGGGAAUGGAAGUCGCGAAACUUCGUUGAAGUCUUGGGAGUGAAAAUUCCAUCUUAUUUCACAAACAAUCCACAAUUACUUAGCGACUUCAUCUCAGAUUUCCACCCAAAGACGGACGAUGUUUUUGUAGCGUCUUAUCCAAAGUCAGGCACAACUUGGGUGCAAGAGAUUGUUUGGCAGAUCUAUAAUGGAGGAGAAGUGAACAGUGACUCAAUUUCUAAAAGAAUUACAUUCCUAGAUACUUUAACUUCACCACUAUUUCCAAGACAAGUUUCAGAAAUCGACUCUUUGCCAAGCCCUCGCAUUUUUAAGACACACUUACCAUACAAGAUUGUUCCCAAAGGUGCCAGCAACAACACCACUUGUAAAUACAUUUACAUUGCCCGCAAUCCUAAAGAUGUGGCAGUGUCAUACUUCAAAUUCAUUACAAGCUCAAAGUUGAUUGGAAAUGGAUAUAGUGGACCCUGGGAAUUUUGUGCCAAGUUGUUCAUUGAAGGAAAUGUUGGUUUUAACCAUUGGAAUGACCAUGUUCUGGGCUGGUGGGAGCAGAAACAUGAACCUAACAUCUUGUUUCUCAAAUAUGAAGAUAUGCACCAGGAUCUUCUUUCCCAUGUGCGACUAAUCGCCAACUUCCUCAACAAGCCGCUCUCAGAGGAUGUCCUCUGUCUCAUUGCUGAACAGUGCAGUUUCAGUGGAAUGAAGAAAAAUGCUUCAAGUUACGCGAUUCAGAGCAAUGAUGAUGGGACUUUACUGCUGCGAAAAGGCGUGGUAGGAGACUCGAAGAAUUACUUUACUCCAGAGCUAAAUGAGAGAUUUGAGAAGGAAGUGCUGGCAAAAUUACAGGGGAGCGGAUUGGAGUUCGAAUUUGAGUUAUAAUCUCUAUGAAAAUUCCAUGUUUUUUCUAAACAAUUUUACAAGUGAUCGUUGUAGCAGACACUUGUCGAGAACGUGGGAAACACGUCUCGUUCGCGUGUGCUGAUCCUAAGUCACUCGCGCCCACGUAAAUCGCGCGCCUUCUUCGACCAAUAUAUGUGAAUUAGUAUUAACCAAGCGUGAGGUCAAGAUGGUUGGGAUUGGCUGGGAUUGGCCGAGUUUUUUGUUUGCAUUUUUAAAGAAUGAAGAUAAUAUCCAACCAUCUUGACCGAACAAGUUUGAUUAACAAAGGACUCAAAAAUAUUUCGCUUCAUUAAGAAUUAAGAAUGACUUGUUUACUUCGCGAACCAGGAAAAGCCAACUGCGUUUGUAGGACAACAAACUCACGUUUUUGUUUUCCUCGUUUUGAUAAUCUUCUGCCACGUUUCCAUCGCCGAAAUUGUCCAAGAAUUACGAAUGUAGUUCUAAUUCUAGUUUUUUCCAUGCGCGGCAUUUAUGCGGGCAGUCCCAAGCGGGCGAAAUGGCCCGUCUUGCCCGCUCGGGUAGCCAAUCUGAACACAAGAUUCGCUUCAUCCUACUCACGGGCAGUGCGAGCGAUGUAAGAAGGACUUUAAGCGAACCACGACGGCGACGGCAACGAGGACGUCUAAAAACAAAAGAUAUAAUUGGCAGAACAAUAGCUUAGCGGAUGCAUU